Messenger RNA from Geodia barretti, 1071 nucleotides. NCBI's taxonomy places the organism in Eukaryota, Metazoa, Porifera, Demospongiae, Tetractinellida, Geodiidae. The record is from the annotation of a GenBank genome assembly.
GUAGAACACUGUCUAGAAAGCAUAGUGUGCUUGGUUGCGGUUCAACCGAAUGUUGGCAUCGGACAGCUCUUUUUUUAAAAUGUUGUCCUAGGUGUAGUUGAAAUGGUUUGACCCUGUGAUAAUAAUAAUACUCAGACAACGCACCCAGAGCAAUGGGCGGAACCGUUAACAAACGAACAUACACCACAAUAUGAACAUGAGGUGUCUCACCUCCCAGACACCUCAACUCACCCCUUUUACCAACGACACCCUGCAGCUCACCAGACGCAAUCUGAGACUGGGUCUGUUGUACACUGGGAUUAUCGCCGUAUAACCUAACCGUUCUUAGCUCCCAAACAUACAAAAUAAAACCUUUAACAAGGCCAAGCAAAGAACCAAAUUUAUCCUCCCACAGCUCACUACCCAACAUAAAGGAUGCUUUCCUGAAACUAUGAAGCGACUGGAAAUGCUCAAACCCAUCAUCCGCAAGCUUCCCCUGCAGGGCAACUACGAAAUUUCUCCUAAGACUACUAUAUGCUGGACACUCCCACAAUUAUGACACUUUGUGACUAUUCACUUUGGAAGCUCACAGCUGAAGCUGGUGAGUCUAUAAAGCCAGUUUUACAUCAGUUGUGUGUGACAUUUGUGGACUACAUUCUGGAAAAAGAGUUCUAUCCCACAAUGAAUGUAAGUUGCUGCUGUGCUCACGGUAAUUACUAGUUUAAGACUGUUGCGAGUAUUGUACGGGAAUCUUUGAACGGGGAUGUAGUUGAGAUGCUGAUAAUACAUGAGUGAUAGCCAAUUGAUUUAACAGACUAUGAGGCCACAUCUGAUAUAUACUAACACUUUUUAGCAGUAAACUAUUGUAUCAGUAGCUUUCAAGAGUACUUUGUAGCUGCUGCUGACUGCUUUUGAAGACAAGUUGAGUAGGCUACAAUGACUGACCAUUGGGCCAUUCUGUUGCUGUCGUCCAGCAACCUAUAGGCAGUGGAGGCGAGGGUAGUCUAGCAUUAAGGUGUGCGUAGUAUGAAGUAGCAUUAUGAGGUUAUGAUAGGUAAUUUUGUUCAUCUUCAACAUAAAACACAUACAUAU